AUGACAGACCCAACUCUGCCAGUAAAUCAGGACCUUGAUGAGGAGGCUUAUGACUCUGCCGAGGAUGAAGAUUUUGAGUUAGACGCAGCACCGGACGACUCCGAUCUAUCUUCCGAUGCCGAUGAGACCGCAGAACCCGCAAAGAAGAAGCGAAAGACAGACACGAAAGCUCAGAUCCCCGAAGAUGCAGAACUCGACUCUGGAGAUGAGGCCACAAUUAGAAAAGCAAGAGAGAAGAAAGAGAGAAAAACCAAGGGAAAGAAGCUUAAGGGCAAACGCGCGCGCGAUAGCGACGAGGACGAUGUCGACCUUGACAUGGACGACGAUGAGGGAGGAACGGGGGGAUUCGUGCGAACGCGCGCAAUGAAACAACAGAUACAAGAAGAACAGCGUAAACCGUUGGCCAGGAUCGAUGGCGCAACCGUGGACGUGGACGCCCUAUGGGAACAGAUGAAUGCACCUCAAGGCCAGGUCAGCCUGCAGCCAACCCUAACCCAGCCGGUAACGCAAUCCGUUCCCAAGCCCGAACCAACAGGCGAAACGAAAGCACAGGACCACGGUGCCCGAGGUGCGGAACAUAAAAUAGACCCUUCCCUGCAUGCCGACCAGAUGAUCAAGAUCAAGCGCACCUACAAGUUUGCCGGGGAAUGGAUCACGGAGGAGAAGGUCGUACCCAAACACUCGGCGGAGGCUAAAGCCUUCCUAUCGAGUGGAGAGAAUGCCGAAUAUACGGAUGAGGAUGCAGCAGCCAUAAAUGCCACUCGUAAUCUUCGCCGACCGCUUCGAAAGAUCUCACGAUUCGACCCCAAUCCGACCGGUGCGAUUAAGAAAAGCUGGGAGAAACAAGUCGUUGCGGAUGCGCGCGGACCCAAAAUCAACACCGUGGAGAAGUCAAGACUCGACUGGGCUACGUACGUCGACUCUGCCGGUAUCAAAGACGAGCUUCGCACACAUAGCAAAGCCAAGGAGGGUUAUAUCGGUCGUAUGGAUUUCUUGGGUCGUAUGGAAGAGAAGAGAGAAGACGAACGGCGAGCUGCACGGCUCAAGGGCAUAUGA
This is a messenger RNA of Penicillium griseofulvum, 1056 nucleotides long. RefSeq names its product putative Swr1p complex component (Swc5) (gene swc5). NCBI's taxonomy places the organism in Eukaryota, Fungi, Ascomycota, Eurotiomycetes, Eurotiales, Aspergillaceae. Bases 1 to 1056 code for a protein of 351 amino acids. The transcript is spliced from 2 exons. The record is from RefSeq and is a predicted model, not a curated record.